Molecule: messenger RNA, 7782 nt
Organism: Ictalurus punctatus (channel catfish)
Lineage: Eukaryota; Metazoa; Chordata; Actinopteri; Siluriformes; Ictaluridae
Product: NLR family CARD domain-containing protein 3-like
Exons: 21
Coding region: 840-3641 (933 amino acids)
Molecular function (GO): protein binding
Source: RefSeq, a predicted model, not a curated record
GCCCACUUAGUAAAGGACUGUGGCUAAUCUGCAUAUGCACAUUAGCUCUAUUACCUAUUAGCGGAUUAAAAAGAUUUAAAACAAAGAGGAAGUAGGAAAAGAACUACAUUUCCUAUCUGCCCUGGCUGUCACAGACUAAUAGCACCAGCUGCUUUCCAUUGCCCUAAGGAGUGAUUCUACUGCUGCAACGAGACCAAAUACAACGAAAGUAUUGAUGCUGCAAAAGAAGACGGAUCUUUUGGUAGGCUGGUUAAUGAUGACCACAAGCACCCAAAUGGCAGAAUGCAGAAGACUGAAGUGGAUGGAAGCCCAUAUCUUUGUCUGUUUGCUUUAACAGACUUUAAAGAAGGUGAUGAAAUUACCUGCAAUUACGGAGGAGGAGACUGGCCUUGGUGUAGCAAGGUAAAACAUCUACUCUGAAAAAGAGGAAGGCUCGGGAAGGAAAUGAGGUCCAUGCAGUGGAGAGACAUAUGAAGACCUUCAUCAUGUCGUGUCGUGUCCCAGGGAAGUUGGCUGUGGGGGUGUAAACUGACAGAGGAAAGCUGUAGAGUUCUGUCCUCAGUUCUCAGAUCAAACUCCUCCAGACUGAGAGAACUGAACCUGAGUGUCAAUAACCUGCAGGAUUCAGGAGUGAAGCUGCUCUCUGCUGGACUGGAGAAUCCACACUGUACACUGGAGAUACUGAGAAUAAACGGUUAGGAAGUGAAAGUGAAAGUCAGUCUCCAUUUUGUGUGGAGGGGAAAAUACAGCAUUUCAGGAGUAAAAACACAGGGUUGAUUUAACACACCGAUGUUGGAGUGAAGUAAACGUGUGUCCUGCUGUAAUCUGGAGAAGGAGACAUGACCUCCAACAUGAGUGUGUCUGGAGAACAGGACUUAAAGAGAGACGAGAGAAUGAUGGAGGGAAAGAGAUCAGACUCACCAAAACCCAGCUGUGUGUCCAUGAAGAGUAACUGGUCAAUGGAGCAGCCACUUCACUUCAGAGACGGAGCCAGUUCUCCUGAUGUGAGACCACAACAGAAGAAAUCAAACCUCAGCAGAAAUCAGUUGGACUCCAUAUUCAAGGAGCUGGAACACAAAGUCAUCACUCUGAUAAAGAAUGAGCUGAAGAGGUUUAGGAAGCUCCUGAGUCCAGAUUACCCAGCAUGCACUGAGAGGGAGGUGCAGGAUGAGGAGGAUCUGCACAGUGUCAGAGACGGAGCGCUGAAGAUCACACUGCACGUCCUGAAGAACAUGAACCACACAGAUCUCGCUAACACACUGCACAACAAACUCACCUCUGUGUAUCAGACAAAGCUGAAAUCCAGCCUGAGAGAGAAGUUUAAAAGAAUUAAUGAAGGAAUCUCACAGCAUGGAAGUUCAGCACUUCUGAAUGAGAUCUACACAGAGCUCUACAUCACAGAGGGUUGGAGUGGAGACGUCAAUAAUGAACAUGAGGUGAGACAGAUUGAAACAGCGUCCAGGAGACCAGCAACACAGGAGACACCCAUCAAAUGUAAUGAUCUCUUUAAAGACAAGUCCAUCAGAAGUGUUCUGACUAAAGGAGUUGCUGGAAUUGGAAAAACAGUUUCUGUGCAGAAGUUCAUUCUGGACUGGGCUGAAGGAAAAGCAAAUCAGGACGUCACCUUCAUGUUUCCACUUCCCUUUAGAGAGCUGAAUCUGAUGAAGCAGAAACAUCUCAGUCUGAUGGAUCUUCUUCAUCACUUUUUCCCUGAAAUGAGAAAACUACAAUUAAUAGACUCCUACAAAGUGGUGUUGAUCUUUGAUGGUCUGGAUGAGUGUCGACUUCCUCUAAAUUUCCAGAAGAAUGAGAGAUUGUGUGAUGUGACAGAGUCAGCCUCAGUGGAUGUGCUGCUGACGAACCUCAUCAAGGGGAAUCUGUUUCCCUCUGCUCUCCUCUGGAUAACCUCUCGACCAGGAGCAGCCAAUCAGAUCCCUCCUGAGUGUGUAGACCAGGUAACAGAGGUACGAGGGUUCAGUGAUCCUCAGAAAGAGGAGUACUUCAGGAAGAGGAUCAGUGAUCAGAGCCUGACCAAUAAAAUCAUCUCACACAUGAAGUCUUCAAGAAGCCUCUACAUCAUGUGUCACAUCCCAGUCUUCUGCUGGAUCUCAGCCACUGUUCUAGAGAGAAUGUUGGGUGAAGCAGAGAGUGGACAGAUCCCCAAGACUCUGACUCAAAUGUUCACACACUUCUUGAUCUUUCAGAUCAAACACAAGGACCAAAAGUACCAUCAGAAAUGUGACCCUGAUCCUCAGCAGACCAGAGAGAGUAUCCUGGCACUGGGAAAACUGGCUUUCCAACAGCUGGAGAAAGGAAACCUGAUCUUCUAUGAGGAAGACCUGAGAGAGUGUGGCAUUGAUGUGAGAGAAGUGUCGGUGUACUCAGGAGUGUGUACCCAAAUCUUCAGAGAGGAGUUUGGGCUUCACCUGGGGAAGGUGUUCAGCUUUGUACAUCUGAGUGUUCAGGAGUUUCUGGCUGCUUUAUACACAUUUCUCUCCUUCAUCAGCAGAAAUGUAACAGAACAACAAACCACUGAUCUGUCUGAUCUUCUCACCAAGUCAGACAUGUCUGAUCUCCUCAGGACUGCAGUGGACAAGGCCUUACAGAGUGAGAACGGACACCUGGACCUGUUCCUCCGCUUCCUUCUGGGUCUCUCACUGGAGUCCAAUCAGACUCUCUUACGAGGCUUAAUGCCACAGACAGGAUGCAGCUCUCACAGCAAACAGGAAACAGUCGAAUACAUCAAGGAGAAGAUCAGGGAGAAUCCAUCUCCAGAGAAAUCCAUCAAUCUGUUCCACUGUCUGAAUGAACUGAAUGAUCAUUCUCUAGUGCAGGAAGUACAGACUUACCUGAACAGAGGAGGUCACAGUCGUCUCAGUAGAACCAGACUCUCUCCUGCUCAGUGGUCAGCUCUGGUGUUUGUGUUACUGAACUCAGAUCAGGAGCUGGAUGUGUUUGAUUUGAGGAAAUAUGACCAAUCAGAGGAAAGUCUUCUGAAGCUGCUGCCAGUGGUCAAAGCCUCCAGAAGAGCUGAUCUGCGUGUGUGUAAACUGACAGAGGAAAGCUGUAGAGUUCUGUCCUCAGUUCUCAGAUCAAACUCCUCCAGACUGAGAGAACUGAACCUGAGUCACAAUAACCUGCAGGAUUCAGGAGUGAAGCUGCUCUCUGCUGGACUGGAGAAUCCACACUGUACCCUGGAGAUACUGAGGCUGUGUAAGUGUGAUCUGACAGAGGAAAGCUGUAGAGUUCUGUCCUCAGUUCUCAGAUCAAACUCCAGACUGAGAGAACUGAACCUGAGUGACAAUAACCUGCAGGAUUCAGGAGUGAAGCUGCUCUCUGCUGGACUGGAGAAUCCACACUGUACACUGGAGAUACUGAGGAUGUGGAACUGCAGGAUUACAGAUGAAGGUUGUGCUGCUCUGGCUUCUGCUCUGAGGUCAAACUCCUCAUCACACCUGAGAGAACUGGAUCUGUACGUUAAUAAUCCAGGAGAAUCAGGAGAGAAGCUGCUCUCUGAUCUACUGAAGGAUCCACACUGUAACCUGGAGACACUACACAUUAAGGGUAAUAAACUCACCAGGACGGCGUAUGACAGGAGUCUCACCUCAAACCUCUUCUCCAGGAUAAAGCAGUCUUGGUGAAGAGUUAGAACCCGUCCCACAUUUCCAGCAGUUUGGGAGCUGAAUCAUUAAACUUAAAGGGGCAGAGCAGAAACAAAGUCAAGAACAGGCAGAAGGUCGUACACAGGAGAAAUCAACACACGUAACCAAAUAUCUGCUGUACAAAGCAACGGCACCAAUCUGCCCCGGGGAUGGAGACUGACGAGGCUUAAGUACACGUCCGGAAAUGUGCAUCCAACUCAUCCCAAAGCACGAGGCGGGAGCAGGCGUGUACGAGAUGUGAUCGUCCAAUGGCAAGCAGGAACAUGACGCAUCGCAGUGGACUGGGCUUAAAAGAGGAGACGAGACACCCAUCCCUCCCCCGACAUAGACACACAAAUGGAACAUAGUACAAACAGAAAUACAACUGAGGACGUAACAAUGGCCAAGUAUCAAAUGAAAUGUAAACUUGCAUUGAUGAAGGUAAUGUUGUUAGUAAUUGUUUAUAAAUUACCAUGGUAACACAGAGCUCCAAGGUAUAAAAAUAUGGAAUUUGUCAUCAAACAGUAACCAGUUUUAAUACCUAAAAAAGUUUACGUAGCAAAAUUUAGCAAAGCGCUUUACAGUAAAUUAAAAUGUAAAAUUAAACUAAUGAAAUGUUGUGCAGCACAUGCUUAUGUUAAUGUUUGUUACAUUAUAUGAUCAUAUAAAUAAAUAAAUACUCCUAAAGUCACCAGAAUUGAAAGCUUUGGUGCUGUUAAACAUUUAGAGAUUGAGGUUGUGGUGACUCAGUAUUUCACUCAGUAUAUCUGGGUAAGACACAGUGAACGACUCACUGCUGGCAUUCAUGAAGAAGUCAUAAACUCCACUGCAAUAAUAAAUAGGAUCUAAUAAAACCAUGAGUGGAAAUUAUUGGUGUAAGUUUGUUAGGAUAGACUUCCUCCAACCUGGAACUAUAUCCUCCAGUCCACGCGGUGGCGGUAACACGCCUAACAGCUGCGUCUCCGACCAGUAGAAAUCACAGAAGAAGAAAAAGCUGCAGCGGGUAUCUCCUGAGCAAAUCCCUUCUAUUGUGCACUGGAAGAUCGCUGGACUUGAAGCAACUCCAAAUGGUGGCCUGUUUGUCCAAAGCCCAGGCUGACACCCCACCCCUUCAACCUUUGCAGCAAUGCUGGCAGCACUCAUACAUCUAUUUCCCAAAGACAACCUCUGGAUAUGACGCUGAGCACGUGCACUCAACUUCUUCUUUGGUCGACCAUGGCGAGGCCUGUUCUAAGUGGAACCUGUCUUGUUAAACCGCUGUAUGGUCUUGGCCACCGUGCUGCAGCUCGGUGUCAGGGUCUUGGUAAUCUUCUUAAAGCCUAGGCCAUCUUUAUGUAGAGCAACAAUUCUUUUUUCAGAUCCUCAGAGAGUUCUUUGCCUUGAGGUGCCAUGUUGAACUUCCAGUGACCAGUAUGAGGGAGUGUGAGAGCGAUGACACCAAAUUUAACACACCUGCUCCCCAUUCACACCUGAGACCUUGUAACACUAACAAGUCACAUGACACCGGGGAGGGAAAAUGACUAAUUGGGCCCGAUUUGGACAUUUUUACUUGGGGAUGUACUCACUUUUGUUGCCAGCAGUUUAGACAUUAAUGGCUGUGUGUUGAGUUAUUUUGAGGGGACAGCAAAUUUACACUGUUACACAAGCUGUACACUCACUACUUUACAUUGUAGCAAAGUGUCAUUUCUUCAGUGUUGUCACAUGAAAAGAUAUAAUCAAAUAUUUACAAAAAUGGGGUGUUCUCACUUUUUUGUGAAAUACUGUACAUCUUUUUAUUUACUUUAAUAUUUAUUCAUAGUGUGCAUUUUUUAUAUAUAUAAAAUAUAAAAAUAUAUAAUAUAAAAAAAUAUAUAUAUAAUAUAAAAAUUAGUGUGUUUAUUUCAUUAGAAAAAGUGCAGUACAUUUUCAUGGUACGGUCAGUACUGUUUAUUUUUGUAAUAAAGUGAACUUAAUUUUUCCACUGAGUGUUAUAUUUUCAUUCAGUAGUAAUCGGUUAUUAGUAGGUGCUACCUGACUUGGUUAUCAGCGUCUGUAAGAUCCACUAUCGGUCAGCCUUUAAAAUAGAUUAAUGUGUAUGACAUGAUCUUCUUUAAUUAAUAAAGAAAUUCACUUGUUGACAACUUGCUGUGGUAUAAGGGGAAUAAAACACUUCAGAAUGUGCACUUAUACCUUAGGGUGGUAACGGUCAUUCCACUUCAUCGUUGACUAAUUUAUGUAAGGAAUAAACAUGCGGUUAUAGGAAAGUAAACACAAAGCAUGUAGGGGUUCUACAUGCAUGUAGUAUUUGUACAAUCAAUAACCUAUUAGAGUAAUACAUUGUGGUAUAUAAACUGAAUUUUGUGUUUGUGUCUGCAGUGUCCAAAGCCCGUGGUGGUGGCAGUGCAUGGCGUGUGUGUGGAAGCAGGAGUGGAUCUAAUCACAGCCUGUGAUAUUCGUCUGUGCACACAGGACGCCUGGUUUCAGGUGAAGUCGUGUGUUUCCUGAUAGUCAAUGAUUGCUGGAGCUCUGGAAAUAGCAGGUGAGAUUGCAGGCUGGAGUCGCGUCGCUGUCCAAGGAACCAAAUCAACCUCCGCUACUCCCGAGACCACAGUGUAACUGAGAGCCUAGACUAGAUGGCUACUCGGAACAUGAACAUGUUGCAGACACAGGAUCUUAUGAAGUCAGCGCAGGUAGCCCUGGAAAAGAAGAUUCCGAAAGACGUGCCCUUCUCCAAGCUUUAAAGGAGAAGAUCCAGGGCUGUUGAAGCUGCGGUGGAACUGAGACUUCAUCAUCCACAUGUCUUUAAUUCUUCUUGCUAAGUCUCAGUUUCUUUUUAGUCUUUUUAUUUUUAGACUGGUCAAAAGACUGAUUAGUGGAAGUGAAAUGAUGGAUGAACUUUUAAUUACUUGCUUGAUUAUUUGCAGGUGCUUUGUACAGUAAGACAGGGUAACUAAUACUCAAAAGCUUGUUUUGUGUGUUAACAUGUACAGUAGAUGUACAUAUUUUUUCUGGUCCUGUGUGACUGCAGAAUGUAGUGCAGUUAACACAGUAAAUUUCCUUGGAUGCUCACUUUUAACUCGAGGAGGUCACAGUUUGCCCAGACAUCUUUUUUUAAAUCCGUCAAUCAGUCACCCACACGUCAUUCUUGGGGACGAAGAGGAGGAAGCUGGACAGAUAUAUUUAUUUAUUUAUUUAUUUAUCAUUGCUGUUUCCUCAAUUGAGUGCAGAAAGAAGAGAAACAACACAACUGAUUUAAAAUAAAAAUAUAGAAAACAAUCUAAUGUAAGGUUCUGAUCCGGUUUGCUUUCAGCAGGAAGGCUGUCCUCUUUCCUGUUGCUCUUUCUCUUCUAUUAGUCCAUUUGUCCAGUCUGAAUCGGUUUGAUUCGUUUCGAGACGAUUCGGAGUCAAAUAAUUUUCUAGUGAGAGUCGCACACUUCCAAACGAACUAGACUGAGAUGAGUAUUUGAUUCUCACUAGAAAGUUAUUCGACUCUGAAUAAACUCGAAAUGAAUCAGUCAAACUGAUUCAGACUCUAUAAAAGGAGUGACAUGUGAUUAAUAUAUAUAUUCCAACGUUUUGCUUUACAAUUCCAGUGUGCGUGUGCGUGCACGCGCACGUGUGUUUUUCAGGAGAACGAGAAACUUGGACACAAGAGUACAUCCUGACCAUUGGUACUGUGUACACAUCAACAUGCACACACGUCUCCAUGCUGGACAUCUCAGGAGCUUUCACACAGUGCUAGGAAUAUCCCGGGACAGAGAAACGCACCUUCUAAGAACAGAAAUGAUCUUUUGAGGCAGCUUCUUCAUCACUACCUGCUCCGUUUGACUCAAAAAUGUAACGACCGGUUUCAAAAAGUCACGAUGUCUUCAGUUCAUGUGAUUUUACUGUUGAAUUUAAACAGGAAAUGUGAAAUAUUUUUGUUCCUUUGUUUCCUGUCUUUUUGCUGUGAUCUUGAACACAGUUGUAAUUUUUUUUUAAAGUAAUAAAUAAAUGAUCAUUCUAGUUCUCUCACUUUCCUUGUCCUAAUUGUCCUGUAUCGGUUAAAUCCGUUUCAUCUCUGGUCUUUCUGUCUGUAUGAACACUUGUAGAAAUGACAUGUAGUCCAUAUUUUUAAAUGAUUCGUGAUUUUGUAUUUAAAUAAAGAUAUUCUUUAAUUCUG